UGCCCCGCGCUGGGGAUGGGUGGGGGAGGGGGAGGCGCGUCCCCGUGCGCGUCCCCGCGGCCGUGGCCGGUGCCCGGCGCGUGCCCGGCGCCAUGACGCUGUUCCACUUCGGGAACUGCUUCGCCCUGGCUUACUUCCCCUACUUCAUCACCUACAAGUGCAGCGGGCUCUCGGAGUACAGCGCCUUCUGGCGCUGUGUGCAGGCGGGAGCCACCUACCUGCUGGUGCAGCUGGGGAAGAUGCUGUUCCUGGCCACCUUCUUCCCCACCUGGGAGGGUCCCUCGGGCGGCUACGACCUGGUGGGGGAGUUCCUGAAGGCCACGGUGGAUGUGGCCGACCUGGGGGGGCUGCAGCUGGCGCUGGGCCGGGGCGCGGGGAAGGGGGAGCACCGCAUCCUGGUGGCCGCCAUGGGCUGGGCCACGGCCGAGCUGCUCACGUCCCGCUGCGUCCCGCUGUGGGUGGGGGCGCGUGGCAUCGAGUUCGACUGGCGCCACGUGCAGAUGGGGCUGGACUCCAACAUCAGCCUGGUGCGCCACGUGGCGGCAGCGGCGCUGCUCUGGGCCUCGGGGCGCCACGACCUCCCCCCCCGCCUGCGCCUGCCCCUGGGGGGGCUCCUGGUGGCCGCCGCCUAUGAGGGCUUCCUCACCGGGUGGGCAGGGCAGGCGCUGGCACUGGGGCCCUGGGGGGCGCUGGGGGUGCGGGCGCUGGGGGCAGCGGCGCUGGGGCUGGGGGCACUGCGGCUGCUGGUGCCCCUCCUGCCCCCCCCCUGA
Molecule: messenger RNA, 770 nt
Organism: Cygnus olor (mute swan)
Lineage: Eukaryota; Metazoa; Chordata; Aves; Anseriformes; Anatidae
Gene: TMEM147
Product: transmembrane protein 147
Exons: 7
Coding region: 93-770 (225 amino acids)
Source: RefSeq, a predicted model, not a curated record